Messenger RNA from Stylonychia lemnae, 2349 nucleotides. The record is from the annotation of a GenBank genome assembly. Lineage: Eukaryota; Ciliophora; Spirotrichea; Sporadotrichida; Oxytrichidae.
AUGAUAGAAUCGAAAACCAAAUCAAUUCCCUCCAAUUAAUUUUAUGAGAGGAAUGCUGGAGGUGAAAAAAGUGACAUCAAAUUGAGUUCAUUUAUUCAGCUCCUAGAGAGAUUAGCCUAAACUUAGAAAACUGGAAUGAAAUUACACUUAUCUGACUUUCAGCUAGAUCGAGAAAGAGGCAAUUAUGGGUUGAAAGAAUCAACUUUGGCUAAAUAUUAUGCAGAAAUCUUGCUCUUACCUCCUGCUGAGGCUGACAGACUUAAGCACUGGAAAAAUCCAACGAAAUAGCCUGUUGGUUCGCCUACUGGUGACUUCGUAGGAGUUUUGGUCCAUGUAAUGAGAAACAGAGCAAGGAAUGACUCCAAACUCACUUUAAAUUAACUGAAUCAGUUGUUAGAUUAGCUGGCUCGUGCCUUUGAAAACGAUAAGAAGAAGUAAAUACUUGCUAAAUUGGUACAGGAUACAACAGUAGAUGAAUAAAAAUGGAUUGCUAGGAUCAUAUUGAAAGACUUAAAGAUAGGCAUUGGACAUGAGACCAUCCUUAAAAGCUAUCAUCCAGAUGCUUUAGAAUUGUUUAACGCUACUAGUGAUUUAAGAUCAGUUUUUGAAGAGUUACAAAAUUAGGAGGACUAAGCUAGGAAGGGAGGUGCGCAAAUUUUCAGAAUGUUCUUCCCUAUAAAGCCUAUGCUGGCUGGAAAGUUGAAUCCAUAGCAAAUUGCUGAUUUUGUGAGGAAAGAGGGAAAAGUAAUAGUAGAAAAUAAAUAUGAUGGCGAGAGAAUCCAAUGCCAUUUAUAAGAUGGAGUGGUGAAAUUUUUCACCAGAAACUCAAAUAACUACACCAGAAUCUACGGCCCAGGAAUGGGCAAAUAUAUAAAGGAAAACGUAGAUGCAUAAGCAGCAAUACUUGACGGGGAAAUGGUAGUUUGGGACAACAAAAACAAUCGCAUUGCAGCUUUUGGACAGAACAAGUCUGUGGCUCUGAAGGAAUAUGGAGUCUAUGAAAACCCACCUGUCUAAGGCUAUAACCCAUAUAAACAUCACAAUCAAGCUCAAGAAGAAUCAAAGAAUAAGGAUUAAGACGAUGGUGGUAACUCACAUCUAUAGCUAUGUUAUAAAGUCUUUGACAUCUUGUAUAUAAAAGGGCAUGGGGAUAGUGAGGAGAUCAAUCUAAUGGGUGCAAGACUUUAAGAUAGGAAGACAGUGCUUAGUAGAGUGAUCAAAGAGAUUCCUAAUACUUUAGAGGUAGUGAUGGGCAAAGUAUGUGAGAGUGUAGACCAAGUAUUUGAAGAGUUUAAUCAGAGUAUUUAUAAAAAUGAAGAGGGAAUUAUUAUAAAGAAGUGCGAUUCAAGCUACAAACCUAAUGAAAGAUCUAUUAUAUGGAUUAAGCUUAAAGGUGAAUAUAUAGAUAGUCUAGGAGAUACUUUAGAUUUAGUGAUAAUAGGUGGGUAUUUUGGAGAGAGAAAGAGAAUUGGGGGUACUGAUUGGACUGACCAUAUCAAUGUGUUCUUAGUUGGAGUCAUUAAAAGAAUAGACAAAAGCAAUCCAGCAAACUCAGUUGUAUAUCCUUUUUCAAGAGUUGGAACUGGCUACUCAAUGGAUGAACUUUAGAAGCUAAGAUAAAAACUAAAGAAUAAUUGGAAGAUGUAUGAUGCUCGAAUGCCCCCAGCUUUGUAUGGCAGAUGGGUGCCGACUAUGUCUGAUAGACCCGAUGUCUAUAUAUCAGAUGUUUCGCAAUCAGUUGUUCUUGAGAUUAGAGCUGGUGAGCUUGUUGUCUCAGAUUAAUAUCCCACAAUGUAUACACUCAGAUUCCCUAGAGUGCUUAAAAUUAGAUAUGAUAAGAACUGGGAUGAGGCUUUUACAAUGAAUGAUCUUUAGGAAAUGAUUUCUAAUUUCUAAGAGUCCAGAAGGCUAAAGAAAAAGGAUAAAGCUGACGGAUAAUACUAGCUAAAGGAUGGAGAUCAUGAAGAUGAUGACUUAAAUGAUGAAGAUGGUAAGAAAAAGCGUAGACCCAGAAAGAAAGUCUAAGAAGAAGUCAAGGAAGGUGAUCCUGAUUAGCCACUCUAUAUAACUCAUAAGGAUAAGUUCAGCAAGGUAGUUGAGUUCUUUAGAGAAGCGGAUGUGAAAGAUGUUGUUAAGAAAUCUGACAUGUUUAAGAACAUGGAGUUCUAUAUUGUGAAUGUGAAUGAUCUUGUAGCUAAUAAACCUUACCUGGAAAGUAGAAUAGUUGAGCAUGGAGGUAGAAGAGUGCAGAAUUUACUACCAACCACAACUCAUGUCAUUGCGGAUCAGUAAACUUCUUCAAUAUUAAUUGAUAUUUAGCUUGGAUUUCAAAGUGAAGAUCUUAAUUGA